CUCGAUCGCAGGCGCCGUAGCCUCCGUCGAGCCGCGCUGUGGGCGGCAGUGCGAGUCGAGCCGAGCUUGUGAGAAGAGGGUGCUGUUGCCGCCUCGCCCCAGGCCUUCGAAAGCCGAACGCCUCCAAAAACGCCCUCGCAACCGCCCCUUGGAGCAAAGCGCGGCAGAGCAUAAAGAAGCAAGAGGGCGAUGCUGGGUUCGUCGGCACCGUCGUUCGUCGUCACCACUGAACCAGCCGGUGGCCGCAUCCCCUCUGACCACCAGAGUCCCCCGGCGAGCCUCGAAGACAUGGACUCGGCUCUCGGCAGCCCCUCCCUCAACCAAAAGAACACAAACAGUAGCAGCAGCCAGUGUUCGAGCAUGUCUGACGGGGAGAGUUACGAGUGCCUUGGCGAAGGAUCGCCUGCCCCGUCGCCUGUUGUUAAAGGAGAGUCGCCCGGGAACCUACUUAAAAGGAACACUUGGUCCAGAUCCAGUUUGCGCCGAACGCCUACAAAUAAUAGCUCUGGUGGAGACGUCGCUCUUGGUCGCAGAUGGGGAUCUUUAAGGCAGCCGGUCUUAGCAGAGGAAACUGAACAAAAAGUUGAACAAUGCGACGAUCUUGACUCAAGUGGAAAGAGAAUCAACGCGAAUGGUGCAUCGGUGCCCAGUGGACUGUGCCGGAGUGCGAGUUUCAACUCGAGCGGGCGCAGCUCCAACUGCGGCGACCCGGACGAUAUGUACUGCUCGGAUGCGUCCCUCGAAGAAGACGUCAUGGGCCUCAACCGAAAAGUGCAUAUGCUGCAGCAACAAGUGUCGGCACUGGCAGACACGCAGAAUACGAGCGACGACCGGUACGGCAGGGUGCGUCACGAGAACGCCCUUCUGCAGGCGCGCCUCAUGAUCCUGGAGGAGCAGGUGCGCGAGGAGCAGGCCAGGUCAGAGCAGCGUCUGCAGGAGGAACAGCGCCGCCACAAAGACCUCGCCUCCCGUCUCGAGAGGGAGAAGCAGCUGGAACUCGAAAACAGCGCCAUCAGACUGCAGGCGGCUGAGAGGCGCGUGGAAAGUUUAGAUGAGGAGGUCAAACGACUGCGGGCCCAAUUGGAGCGGGCAGCUGAGAGCCGCCAGGUUGCUGAGGAUGCGUCCCACGAGGCGGAGAUGAGAGCCCAAACGCUCAGAGAGCAGCUUCUGGAGACCCAGGAGGCAGCCGCCAAAACGAGAAUCGCCCUCGAGCAGCAACUCGCCGACACAGCUCAGAGUUUAGAGGAGGCGCGGCUGGAGGCAGCAGAGACAGCUCAAGGGCGGCCUGUCUCGCCAGGGCGCCACCCUGAGCUGGAGGAAGAAGCCCGCUGCCUGAGGGAAGAGGUGCGUACCCUGAAAGAAGCGCUGGAAGAGGCGCAGGCCCAGCUAUUGGGCCGAGGCCUUGAGCAGGGACGCAACCUUCUUGGAGAACCUCAAGGGGGCCCUUCCCUCGCUGAUGAACUCGACGAAAUGUCCUCAGACAAGGUGCGAUUAGCUCUGAGGGAGACGCAAGAAGUGAACAUGCAGCUGCGUGCCUACAUCGACGGCAUGUUGCUGAGCAUCGUUGAAAACUACCCCCAAUUGCUUGAGGUCAAGACUGCCGCGGGGUCACUCAAGUGACCCCCGCCCCCUCUGAAGCAUCACAGCCUGAGGUGCCGGACUGAAGGGCCAGAAUCUCACUCCCGAGUGCAAAAGCAGUGAUAAGAAAGAGUGACAUUUAAUAUAAGGAUUCUUAAAAGUAAAGAAUACCAGUGAGUACCUUUUUUAACACGAUGAGCGUUUCCGUUCGAAGAACUUGGAAAAAGAAAUCGCCAAGAGAAGACCGCAAAAAGUGCAACUUAUUUGAUUAAUCAACAAAGGUAACAGCUAUCGUUCGCGCCCUGUGUACUGAUCAGUUGGAAUAAAUUAGUUUAUCUCUUGUUGAUGAUGAAAUAUAAAAGCAAACAUUUCAAA
Messenger RNA from Cloeon dipterum, 1953 nucleotides. It is a transcript of the gene nuf, whose product is annotated as rab11 family-interacting protein nuf. Gene Ontology annotation, biological process: regulation of cytokinesis; endocytic recycling. The record is from RefSeq and is a predicted model, not a curated record. The coding region runs from base 190 to 1620 and encodes 476 amino acids. The transcript has 13 exons. Gene Ontology annotation, cellular component: endocytic vesicle; recycling endosome membrane; midbody. NCBI's taxonomy places the organism in Eukaryota, Metazoa, Arthropoda, Insecta, Ephemeroptera, Baetidae.